CUCGCGGCAUCGCGAUAUAUGCCGUUCGCGUAAGGUUGUCGUUGCGGUACCGCACACAAGGCAUUACGUAUAAAACACACAGAUACACACGUAUUGAGAGAGCGUGUGUGUGUGUGUGUGUCGGUUACGAUGUAGGCCGUCAACGUAGGUGUAUACCAUCGUGGUUCGGCGCGCGGUCGCUGCGUACUGUUCUUGGCACAGUUUCUGGUCAUCUCUUAUUGCGAGCAGAACACGCGCGCAAGAAGAGCUGGACCUCUGCAAUUUUCUCCGCAUCCCGUCCCGUCCAGACUCGCGCAAUAUCCCAGAACGUCACGCAGGACAGUGCACCUGUGCGAUCUAUCUCGCAAAAAGAGUGCGCGCGCUCCAUAAAUAAAAUGCAGCUAAAAACGUGUUGCAGAUACUGUUCCCUGAAAACGGGAACAAUUUUCAGUGGAGUAUGUGGGAUCGUGCUUGCUGUGAUUUCUUUGAUUCUGAUCUUUACGGUGAACAUAGAAUGGAAAACAAUAAUUAUCGACAUUCUAGACAAAACUACCGUGAAGAUCAUCUUCGCAAUCAACCUCUGUAUGACCAUUCUGAUCUCUACACUACUUAUAAUUGGUGUUUUAAAAAAAAAUACAUUUAUGAUGCUUCCAUGGGUAGUCCUCGGCAUUAUGUUAGCUGUCGGUCUUCUUGUAAGCGUCCUUUAUACCUCAAUCAUGUUUUUCAUAAACCACGAAGUUCUUAACGGUGUUCUUUGGCUUGUCUUUGGUCUAAUUGCUGUCGUGGUAUAUACUUACAUGUGGCUGGUAGUGUUCAGUUAUUUCCAUCAACUAAGAAUCGAAAAAAUGAACAGAAGAAUAGGUCCCUAUGGAAAACCGUAUAAUUAUCGACGACCAUAAAAUUGAAUGUAAAUGAGUGCAGUAAUCUUCUUGUGCAGAUAUCUCAGCUCAAGAACGAUGUGACAUUUGCAGCUACUAUUCAUAUCAAUCUAUAUAUAUUAGCUCACGACGACACUAUUGCAAUCGGAUAGAUAUCAAUG
Pseudomyrmex gracilis is the source of this 1018-nucleotide messenger RNA. RefSeq lists its product as uncharacterized. The record is from RefSeq and is a predicted model, not a curated record. The coding region runs from base 375 to 878 and encodes 167 amino acids. NCBI's taxonomy places the organism in Eukaryota, Metazoa, Arthropoda, Insecta, Hymenoptera, Formicidae. The transcript has 5 exons.